Stegastes partitus (bicolor damselfish) is the source of this 4215-nucleotide messenger RNA. RefSeq names its product rho GTPase-activating protein 12-like. The transcript has 18 exons. The record is from RefSeq and is a predicted model, not a curated record. Gene Ontology annotation, molecular function: protein binding. Gene Ontology annotation, biological process: signal transduction; regulation of GTPase activity. Gene Ontology annotation, cellular component: cytoplasm. NCBI's taxonomy places the organism in Eukaryota, Metazoa, Chordata, Actinopteri, Pomacentridae. The coding region runs from base 336 to 2957 and encodes 873 amino acids.
UGAAGGUAGUUGGUGAAGUUGUCACAGGGCAGGCGAGAGUCCACGGGAGCGAGCGCUGCUGCUGCCGCUGUGGAUUACACCGGCCAGGGAAGAACCGGAGGGACGGACGGGAACGCCGCUGUCUGACAAACUUGACAAAUAGACAAGUAGUUUGACACGGCGGUCGGUCGACGGGGGGUUUUAACGGCAGCUCAGCGUCACCCAGGGGCACGGGAGAGCGCGUUUUCCUGCCUCCGAGGACGGCCAGAGGAGGUAGGCUAAGCUUUGCUCAUGAAGCCAUGGUCAUAGAUAUCUUCCUCCUGUGGUGAACUGCCUGGUGGACAGUCAGAGGCAUCAUGGCAGAACUGCCUAUUGCCCCGGGGGAGAUCUACAUCGAGGUGGAGUACGACUACGAGUACAAGUCCAAGGACCGCCUCAUUACCAUCCGGCAGGGGGAAUGCUACAUGCUGGUAAAGAAAACCAACGAGGACUGGUGGCAGGUGAGAAAAGAGGAGGGGACUAAAGCUUUUUAUGUACCUGCCCAGUAUGUCCGCGAAGUCCGCAAAGCGCUCAUGCCUCCUUCUAAACCCACCCCACACCCUCCUGCCAACGCCGGCAACACGUCUCCACUUAGCGUAGGUUCACUCUGGGUAAAACCGUCAAAUCUGGAGCUGGGAAACCACGAUCGGCCCGCCGACAAUCUUCACAGACACGAGUCCAACUACCGGCGCUCUCCUUCAGCACACACUGCAUCUUCGGGCAACUUCAGUCCCCCCAUUCAGCGCAGGGACAGUAACCACCACCACGCCCCCACCACGCCCACCGACCACGACAGAGCUCUGGCUGAAAUCCUUCUCCACGGUGGCGGCCCCCAGCCCUCUUCCAAAGGGGGGUCCAGCACUCUGCCCCGAACCCGAGCCAGAUCCCCGGAGAUGGUCAGGGCGCCGCUGGACGUGGACAACACCCAACACUGUGACUCUGCCGGGGAGGAGAGGCGCACCAACGACUCUGAGUCUGGAGACGAACUGAGCAGCUCUUCCACUGAACAUCUCCAGACGGUUUCUUCGUCAGGCCAGGGUCGCUCCGAGUCGCCCGUCUACACCAACCUCCAAGAGCUGAAGAUCACCCAGACCAACCAGCCUCCCUUUCCCUCCGGCUCCCCCCUCCAUGUCCUCGGCGACUGGGAGACCUACAGGGACCAGAACGGCCGACACUUCUACUACAACCGCUCCACCCAGGAGAGGACCUGGAAGCCUCCUCGAACCAGGGACGCCAGCACCGGGAACUCCCGAGGAGACAGCCACAGUGCCGGAGAAAGCUCCGAGACCACCCCUCUCUCGCUCUCCCCUUCUUUCCUUCCCUUCCUGUCGCUCUCCAUUGGUCGACUGCAGCCUCUGUCGUCGGAGGACACCUGCUUCAGCACCUACUCUAGCCAGUCAGACAGCCAGUAUGGCUCGCCGCCGCGUGGUUGGUCGGAGGAGAUGGAUGAGCACGGCCACACGCUGUACGUCAGCGACUAUACUAACGAGAAGUGGUUAAAACACGUUGAUGACCAGGGCAGACCUUAUUACUACAGUGCAGACGGCUCCAGGUCAGAAUGGGAGCUGCCAAAGUACAACCUCUCCCCUCCUCAGCCGACCGGAGACGCUCCAAAGAGUCGCAGUCUGGACAGGAAACAUGUGGCGCCCAUCGUCUUGACCAACUGGAGACACAGUGCCUACGUCCAAGACCCCAACGACAAGGAUGCUCCUCAGGGCCUCAAGCCCCCCUCUCCCGACUCUGACUCCUGCCCUUCGUCUCCCAAGCCCCCCGCCUCCCCGUCUGAAAAAUGUGGAGUUCUGAAUGUGACAAAGAUCACUGAACAUGGCAAGAAAGUACGGAAGAACUGGACUUCUUCCUGGACAGUCCUCCAAGGUUCAACGCUGCUGUUUGCCAAAGGACAAGGAGGCGGGACCAGCUGGUUUGGAGGUGGUCAGUCCAAACCAGAGUUCACUGUGGACCUGAGGGGUGGCUCAGUGGAAUGGGCCUCCAAGGACAAGUCCAGCAAGAAGCACGUCAUAGAGCUGAAGACCCGGCAGGGCACAGAGCUGCUGAUCCAGUCCGAAAACGACGGCGUCAUCAACGACUGGUUCAGAGCGCUGCAGGACACCAUCAGCACCCAUGCUUGGGAGUCCGAUGAGGCGAUUGAAGAGGACAUGCCCGAAUCACCUGGAGUGGAGAAACACGACAAGGAGAAAGACCACAGAGACUCCAAGAAAGGCAGAGCCAUGAAGCCCUCCACCAGCAUGGACGCCUCUGACAACAAGAAGACCAGACACAAGCUCAAGAAGUUCCUGACCCGCCGACCGACGCUGCAGGCCGUCAGAGACAAGGGAUACAUCAAAGAUCAGGUGUUUGGCUGCAGUCUGUCCAGUUUGUGCCACAGGGAGAGCAGCACGGUGCCCUUCUUUGUCAAGACGUGCAUCGACCACGUGGAGAAUAAUGGUCUGUGUGUGGACGGGCUGUACAGAGUGAGCGGAAACCUGGCUGUCAUACAGAAACUACGCUUUGCUGUCAAUCACGACGAGAAGGUGAACCUGGCAGACGGGAAGUGGGAGGACAUCCAUGUGACCACUGGAGCUUUAAAGAUGUACUUCAGAGAGCUGCCGGAGCCGCUCUUCACCUACGCUCUGUUCCACGACUUUGUCAGCGCCAUCAAGCUGCCCGACUACAAGCACAGAGUUCAGACGAUCAAAGAUCUGGUGAGACAGCUGCCCAAACCCAACCACGACACCAUGCAGGCUCUCUUCAAACACCUCAGGAAAGUGAUCGACUACGGCGAGGAGAACCGUAUGACCACCCAGAGCGUCGCCAUCGUGUUCGGCCCGACGCUGCUGCGGCCUGAAACGGAGACCUGGAACAUGGCGGUCCACAUGGUCUAUCAGAACCAGAUAGUGGAGCUUAUACUGCUGGAGUAUGAGAACAUUUUUGGCAGGUAGACGCUAGAGGACGAGCCUUUCUUCCUUUUUCUUUCCCACUCCCAUUGCAGAGCUCUUCCUAACGCAGCAUGGCCCUGCCAAAAAACCAUCCCGGACUAGCUCGGUUUGGCUCGACUCGGUCCGGCCGUCGCUCGGCGCAGCUUCUCUUCAUCUCUAACUCAACCUGGCUUCACUGUUAUUAACCGGCUUCUCCGACCUCCCGGACCAGCAACCGCGUCUCAUGAACCAAAACGUAGAACUAGCGACCAAAAAGUUUUUGCACUUUUCAGUGUCUCAUUUUCCUCCUGCAGCUGCAUUUGUGCCACUUUACUGCAAAGUCCUUCUGUCCCGACACUGGAUUCCUAAAACUGGUAACGCGUGGGCCGAACGAGCCUCGACUACUGCACAGACUGACGGAGACCAAAGGAGCAGCAGAAGUAAAGCCUCAGCGGGCUGAAUCGCAGACAAGGCGUCAGUAUUGGAGGUUUAAGAUGCUACCUGUAUGUACCGUACUGUAAAUGUCACUGCUUGUAUAGUCGCUCCUGUAUGAACCACACUGAGGAACCAACAGAAGAAACCAAACUGCUGAACUGUCAUUGCCCUCAGCUUGGCUUUAGACGUUUAUACACUAAGAGUUGAAGCUAGAACAAGGGGAAGAGGGAAGAACAUUUACACUUUCUUUGUAUUUCACAUGUUUCGUUCUCCCUCUCUGUCUGAAUCUCCAUUUUCUACCAUUUUCUUCCUGAAAAACAGGACUGAGGUCCUCUGAACACAUAAGAGGUUGUCACCACUCUGUAUUAUAUCUGCACGCCACCUUCUCAGUUUUAGAACAAAUCAUCUCGCAGCAGUCAACUUGAAAAACAAACCAACGGUACUGAGCUGUGUCUUUCCUUGACGUAAAGCGUUCGGGCGAAAGGCCUUGGGAACGUCUCCACUGAUGAAUCUGUACAGUGUUUAUGUGUGCGCAUGUGAAUGGGGGGUGGAUGAAUUAAUGGAUGAAUGAAUUUAAUGACAAUAUAUUGUACAAAUAGUAAAUGUAAGUACGUAUGCCUGGAGCGUCAGAGAUGCGACACGAGGGAGAAAUCACUAUUUUGUGAUCGUCGUGUAAGACGUGAGGAAUAAAGGUAUGAAGCAGGGACGUGGAGGUUUACCUGUGACUCAGGUAGAUGCUGUUGGCUUUAUUGAACUGGAAUAAAGACCUCUAAUAAGAGAUAUUCCAAAGCAGAUACUCUUUGUUGUUUGUUUUUACACUUGUUCUGUUUUUCAAUAAUAAAUACUA